UAAAUUACAGUGAAGAUGUCUGGAAGAGGAAAGACCGGUGGUAAAGCUCGUGCUAAGGCAAAGACUCGCUCCUCCAGGGCAGGACUGCAGUUCCCAGUCGGCCGUGUCCACAGAUUGCUGCGGAAGGGAAACUAUGCUCAGCGUGUCGGCGCUGGAGCCCCGGUCUAUCUGGCUGCUGUGCUCGAGUACCUGACUGCUGAAAUCCUGGAGCUGGCCGGGAACGCCGCCCGGGACAACAAGAAAACCAGAAUCAUCCCGCGUCACCUGCAGCUCGCUGUCCGCAACGACGAGGAGCUCAACAAGCUGAUGGGAGGCGUCACCAUCGCUCAGGGCGGAGUGCUGCCCAACAUCCAGGCCGUGCUGCUGCCCAAGAAAACCGAGAAGCCAGCCAAGAAGUAAAUCACUCGGACGACGCUUUUAAGAUCUUAAACCCCAAAGGCUCUUUUAAGAGCCACCCAAUUUUUCUAUGAAAGCGCAUCGACUCGUUUUGUUUAUUGUCUGAAUAAUACCAAACUGAGCAUUGUAGCAAUUAAGUGUGGGUGGUAGUGCAGCGUUACCAUGUAUCUGUUAGCGAUAUCAAACAGUCCUUUCCCCAGCGCGUGUUGCUGACAUUCCCCACAUAAUCACCACGUUCCUUACAAGGAGACAGUACCAUACAGCAUUAAUUGAUUGGUUUACUUUGUCUCCGAUCGAGCUACAUUGAAAAAUGCUUCCAGCUGGAAAUCCACCCCUCGUGUUUUACUUGUUGUUGCGGGUAUAGACACGCAAUCUUACAGAAAUAGUCAAAUAAAAUCAAUGUUUGCCUUGUAGUACAUUUAUCUUCUUUGCUAACUAACAGUUGCUAUAAGCGACAGUAGGUCCAGCCCAAUAGAAAGCAAGAUUAAGUUUGGUAAAGCACAGGAACUUCAGGACAGCCCCG
Molecule: messenger RNA, 919 nt
Organism: Acipenser ruthenus (sterlet)
Lineage: Eukaryota; Metazoa; Chordata; Actinopteri; Acipenseriformes; Acipenseridae
Product: histone H2A-like
Exons: 1
Coding region: 16-399 (127 amino acids)
Cellular component (GO): nucleosome
Molecular function (GO): protein heterodimerization activity; structural constituent of chromatin; DNA binding
Source: RefSeq, a predicted model, not a curated record